Diabrotica balteata is the source of this 2591-nucleotide messenger RNA. The record is from the annotation of a GenBank genome assembly. Lineage: Eukaryota; Metazoa; Arthropoda; Insecta; Coleoptera; Chrysomelidae.
UCAGGCACAAAAUAGCAAAAGCUGUAUUAGACGAAUUUCGAAGAUGGCCUCCAGAAACUUUACUACAAGACUUACCAGAAAUUAUGAAAGUUCUUACAUCGACAGCUGAUGAAUCGAUCUUAAGGGUUGAAUUACUAGAGCAAAUACCUCACAUUGCCGCACACGCCAUAGCAUGUUCGUGUACGAGUGAAGUGCCUGCAUUUAAGAACAUCGUCAGUGAUCACAUUAUUCCUUUCGUUGUAAGAAGUUUAGGAUGUUCAGAAAAUACUCUUGUUACCCACUCGACUCUAAUCCAAUUGAUAGAACAGGGUUUUAUUUCAAAACUACAAGCCGAAAUCCAAGUAUGUCCCACAAUUUUGGCGCUCACCAAGUUAGAAACCACCACAGAUGUAAAUACUAGUGCUAUUAAUUUAAUGAGCAAAUUAGCUCCAUUACUUGGCCGGGAUGUAACGGAACGUGUAUUCCUCGGGAGGUUCAUAGACUUAUGCUCCAGUCCAAUAUUUCACAUCCGUACAGUUUGUGCGGCAUAUUUUGGAAAUUUCGCCGCCGUAAUCAGCCACGAUUCGGUCGAGAAGAUAUUGGUUCCAAAAUACCUUACACUAUGCACAGACGACGUAUGGGGAGUGAGAAAGACCUGCGCAGAAGCCAUAACUUAUGUGUCGUGUGCAUGCAGCCAGAACACAAGAACUCUCAAAUUAGCUCCAACUUUUGGCGUCCUACUUAAAGAUGACUGUCGAUGGGUUAGAGUUUCGGCUUUCCACUCUUUAGGUCCUUUUAUAUCAACUUUUGCCAAUCCACCUAUAACCAAAAUGGAUUAUAGUAACAAUGGAGAUUUGGUUUUAGUUAAUGGAGAGGGUGCGGAGUUUAUGAUUUCUGUUACAACACCAUUAUUAUCAUUGCACGAAAGAUUCAGCGUUAAUAAUCCAAAAGAAGACAACAUUAUGAUGAAUCCGUUAAACUCAGAAGAAAUGGAUUUGGAAGAGACCGGUUGGAUUGAAAAAUUCAAAGACGACGAUAUAGUGGGGAGUUCUUCAGACAUACAAAGCGAAGAAAAUAGUUCUAAAUCUUCUGACACAGUUGCAAAUGCUGACGGUAAUGUUGAAAACCUAAACGAUAAAGAUUCGAUAGAAGAUCCAAAGUGCACCCCAAAUGUGAUAGUGUGUGAUAAUAUUAGCGAAAAAAUAAAUAACCAAUUAACAGAUGCAAUGCAAAAUAUUAAAUUAAUUGUAAAUAAUUCUAAUUUAAAUAUUGAACAUAGUACAAACGUUAACAAUGAACUUAGUCAAUUAAAUUCGAAUGUCACUACAGAAGAUAAAAUCACUAAUACGAAUAAAGACACAAAUGACAACGAACAAAAGGUAAAUAUCAAUAAUAACGGUACUAUAGAGGAUGAUUUGCAUUUAUUUUACUCACACAAUUAUUGGUAUAUUAGUCCUGAGUUGCCUUUAGAUCCAGUUUUAGUCUGUGGAGAGGAAUCCUCAAACAUCUUAAAUGGUGCUGGAGAUUCAAUACAUUUGGAAAACAAUUCUGCUGAAGGAAGUAAAUCUGAUAAUAAUAAUUCAACAAUUUCAAUAGAUGAAAGUGAUGUUACAAACGAUGGUACAAAUGAAAAUAGUGUUGCGGAGAAGCAAGAACCACCACAGAAAAUAGUACCGCAAAUUUUAGUUGAUCACUACAUAGCAAUGACAUAUCCAAUGCUAUCUCUUAACAUAGAAUAUGAAAUGGCAUACCAUUGCGCAUACUCUCUUCCAGCGGUAGUUUUAACAUUAGGUAGCGAAAAUUGGCAUUUACUUGAAGACACGGUCUUUACCCUUGCCGGAGAUAUACAGUAUAAAGUUAGACGAACAGUAGCUAGCAGUUUACAUGAAUUAGCCAUCAUACUAGGAUCCGAAAUGGCUACGAAUAGCUUAACUCAAUUAUUUGAAGGCUUUAUUAAAGACUUGGAUGAAGUCAGAAUAGAAAUUUUAAAACAUUUAGCUGCCUUUUUAAAAGUUAUUAAUCCGGCCAAGAGGAUCGUGUAUUUACCUAGAUUAGUAGAAUUUUUACAAACCGACAAUGAGUGGAAUUGGAGAUUUAGAGAAGAAUUAGCCAAGCAAUUGUUAGAGUUGAUGGAAUUAUUUAAACCAGCAGAUAUUUCUAAACACGUCGGUGGAAUUGCGAUCGUUUUAUUAUAUGAUAAAGUAGCCGCAGUAAGAGAAGCCGCCUUAGCAUUAGUUACAGAAAUAAUUUCGUAUACAUCUUCAGAACCGAAUUUAACGCCAGGUUUUUUAAUAAAGUUAGCUGAAACAUUUGCUCAUUCGAAGAAAUGGAAACGUAGACAGACUUUUUGUCUAAUGUGCAUAGAAAUAUUGAAAGAAGAGGCCUUAGAACCAGAACAAUUCGUUUCGGAAGUUAUGCCACACCUGUUGGAUCUAAGUUGGGAUCCAGUUGCCAACGUUCGGCUGGUAGUAGCCAGAUGCCUAUCUAGAUAUAUUUUAAAUAAUUUAUACUUCGUAGAUUUAUCCAGUGAUCACUGCGAGGGACUAGAAACCGUCCUACGAAGACUUCAGGCUGAUAAAGAUAGUGACGUUCGUCAAUCCGCAGAAGUGUAA